GACUCAUUUGACAAUGACAAUUGACAUAACCUCACUUGUUUGCGAAAAUGUCGAUUUACUUCAGUGGAAGUUUUUCCCGGUCUGCGGGUGUUAUUAGUGCAAUAGUAAAACAAUUAAAAUCCGUGAAUUUAAAACCUGUGAAAAAGAUUCAAGUCCAAUUCGACCCCUUUCACCCAAAUGCUGUCACGGCGAGAGACUUCCUUUUCCAUAUAUCAACCCCAAAAGUGAUCGAAACCAACUUAAAUUGUGUCAUUAGACCAAACGUUGUUUGCGACAGGAGUGAGCCUGAGAUUAAAAUUGAUUUAGUCGAUUCAGGGAGCGUUACGUUUCGUGCAAACAAUUUAACAGUUUUGGAAAUACUGCAGCAGUUUAACAAACACAUUAGUAGUAAAGUGAAAGAGGAAGAAGUUAAGCCAUCGCCAGUGACUAAAUCAGAGAAAAAGAAGAAGUGGUAACAUGGGCAUGAAAGUGAAUCAUAAAAAUUAUCAAUUGAAAUUAAUAGAUCAUGUCUAUAAUCAAAUUCCAGCAUUCACAGAUAUUUUCACUGAAGAAACGUUUUACAUGACUGUGGUGGCCAUUGUCAUAAGCACCAUAGUGGUAGUGUUCAUUGUUUCACGCUUUGUUACCCUUAAACCUGUAGAGUAAUCCGUAAUAAAUGUUUUUAUUAAAAUUAAA
Messenger RNA from Tribolium madens (black flour beetle), 675 nucleotides. It is a transcript of the gene mRpL53, whose product is annotated as 39S ribosomal protein L53, mitochondrial. Lineage: Eukaryota; Metazoa; Arthropoda; Insecta; Coleoptera; Tenebrionidae. The record is from RefSeq and is a predicted model, not a curated record. The transcript is spliced from 3 exons. The coding region runs from base 48 to 455 and encodes 135 amino acids. Gene Ontology annotation, cellular component: mitochondrial large ribosomal subunit.